Liolophura sinensis is the source of this 3567-nucleotide messenger RNA. Its product is annotated as DBH-like monooxygenase protein 1. Lineage: Eukaryota; Metazoa; Mollusca; Polyplacophora; Chitonida; Chitonidae. The transcript has 12 exons. The record is from RefSeq and is a predicted model, not a curated record. Gene Ontology annotation, molecular function: dopamine beta-monooxygenase activity; copper ion binding. Gene Ontology annotation, biological process: norepinephrine biosynthetic process; dopamine catabolic process; octopamine biosynthetic process. Gene Ontology annotation, cellular component: secretory granule membrane. The coding region runs from base 193 to 2040 and encodes 615 amino acids.
UGAGUCUAUCAUUGUAAGGUCUACCCUUUUCAUUAGAACUGCUCAAUGUCCGACCUUAGCCAGGUUAUACAAGGUGUGUUCGUCACGUGUUCCCCUGGGUGAACAGUCCUUUACCCGUCAGGUGUAUAGACCAGAACCUCGAGCUUGGAGUACAAACCCAAGGCAGCUUACAUAUCUGGAUCUGUGUUAAACAUGCUUUCGCAGGGAGUGUUUAUCGUUUGUACCCUUUAUGCGGUAUAUGCCCAUAGCAUUGGUGGAAACUCCUUACCUCAUCAUGUGGUGUUGGAUCCAGGAAAUAAAUUCCACUUAUUCUGGGACUUUGACGACAAUGAAAUCACCUUUGAAGUCCAGGUUAUGACCCUGGGGUAUGUAGGUUUGGGGUUCUCUCCCAACGGGGAUAUGACCGGCUCGGAUAUGGCGACUGGCUGGGUAGAGGACGCCACAGGAAAAGCCAAUUUACAGGACCGCUUUGCCCCCGGGAAGUUUGAGCCUGUCGUUGACAUGAUGUCUGACUACAACCUAUUGAGCGGCUCCCAGAACGGUACACACACCACACUCAGGUUCAGUCGGCGGCUCAUCCUAUGCUCAAACAAUGACUUCAGCAUCAACAAUGACACGGCCCGUGUUAUCUGGGCUUAUAGCGACUCUGAGCCGGGUCCGGAUGGACAUUUAAUGUACCAUUUCCAGAACAGAGGGGUGAGGAGUAUGUACCUACUGACCUACACCCAGGAUCUGCCCCCAUUACCCGCUGAUACCGUCACUCUGGAUCUGCUCAGCCCAAAUGUUCUUAUACCAGCAACGGAUACCACUUACUUAUGUUCGUCCUUUAAAUUUCCCGACCUAACCAGAAAGCACCACGUCAUACAGGUGGAGCCCGUUAUUCAGCCCGGCCGUGAAUCGGAAGUACAUCACAUAAUUCUGCAUGCAUGUCCUUACUACUCUAACGAAAGUUUGGAGGUCAGCCACCAGUGUCGCCAUCGUAACAUGCCCCCAGAGUGGUGGCGUUGUGAGGCGAACUAUUUUGCCUGGGCCAUUGGCGGAGGGGUGUUUUCCUUCCCUGUCCAUGUUGGUAUGCCAAUUGGAGACAGCGAGAAACCUAUGAUGUUUCUAAUGGAGGUGCACUAUGAUAAUCCUCGCUUACUGUCAGGAAUGCGGGAUUCCUCAGGCCUCCGACUGAUCAUGACGUCACAACUACGCCAGUAUGACGCUGGUAUUCUCUACAUGGGUAUGAACGUCUGGGACUCCCACGUCAUCCCGCCGUACUAUAAAGAGUUUCUUAGCGAGGGUGCUUGCUCCAGCGAUUGUCUGAGUCAGGGAAUGGGAAAUCAGACUGACAAACUCAACGUCUUUGCUGCCAUACUUCACUCACAUCUGGCCGGCCAUAAAAUUCGGUUACGUCACAUCCGGGAUGGUAAGGAGCUGGAUGUACUUGCCCAGGACAACAAUUAUGACUUCAAUUUUCAAGAAACACGGCUUUUGCCAGAGGAAAGGGUUAUCCAAAAGGGAGACAGAACGCUUAUACAAUGUGUCUACAACACGGAAGACAGAACUGAUAUGACAUAUUCCGGAUUAAGCACAAGAGAGGAGAUGUGCAUCGCCUUUGUGAUGUAUUAUCCCAAAAUACCGCUGAUCCAGUGUGCAAGUCACCCUUCCGUACAUUUCAACCUUGCCUUCAGAAACGCUACAGCUGACCGUCAGUGGAGCCCUAAUAUCCUGACCCCACUCGAGUACCAAGGGAGGAGCUGGAAGGAUUUCUUCGAGAACGCCAUUGACUGGUCAGACCGUAAGGUUAGAGAGGACUUCCAGAAGUAUUCACUCCUUAAGAAUUACCCUGUUCACAUCGCAGGCUGCAUUGAUGAGUAUAGACCAUCUUCGGAAAGUUUCAGCAUGGAAGCUAUACCGAGCAUCCAGGAACCUCUCCCAGAGAACUCCGAGUGUCGUGUGGUAUCGGCGACUGGGGGGCAUGCGACAUUCAGCUACAAACUUAUAUUCCUUAUAGCUACACUGGUUAUACUCAUGUUGAAACCAAAUGGUAUAUAAAUUAUACGAAAGAGCUACUUGUCACACCCAUGGGUAUGAAAAUUCUAUAUUGAGCCCGUGAUUAAUCGAAAUAUAUAUCAUGUAUACAAUGAGAAACGCCGUUUCUCAGCUUGAAUGGCCUUCAGAAUAUAGGACAUCGUGAACACCUGUCUAUCUGAUAGCAUGAAAAUUUUGCACGGAAGCUUGAAUUCACUUUACAUAAAUUCAUACAGAGAAGCGGGAUAUAGUAAGCCACCUGUCACACAGAGGGUGAGGAAAGUAAGGAUAGUAGGCUAUAGAUUACAUUCUCACUUCACGCCAAACGGUGUAAUACUUCCGCUGAUCAAAAUGCAAGUGAUCUAAGUAGUGCAUGUUAACUUACGUUUUUAAAACUCCUGUUAUUUUACUUAACCUUUGUAACGAUUAAAUUACUUUUUUGAUGAGAACACGUGCGGCUUUAAGACGUAGACUUUUUGGGAAUAGAUGAGUUACCUUUCAGUCAUAUGCUUGUAACAGUUGAUGCAAAAUGUUACCAUCGUUAACUGCUGUCAUUAGAAACAUACUAUGCUAAUGUAAUAAAUCUGCUGAGAAUGUAACAAAUCUGCUGAUUACGAAAGGAAUUUGCUGAUAAUGUAGUAAAUUUGCUGAUAAUGUAAUAAAUCUGCUGAUUAUGUGAUAUAUCCCGAAAAUGAGUUUUCAGGUAUAGAGAUGAGCGUUUUGUUGUUUUACAAUGCAUUUGUACAUAAAACCUUCCACUUUACCACGCACAGCUUUGUUGCCUCCAGUUUCUUUUCAUAACUGCAGAAAAUUUUGAAACCGGUGAAGGCGAGAAAUCAUCUCCUAAUAAUAACGGUUUCCACGUUGUCCUCUAUCGGUUAAUUGUCUCAUUGUAAUAUGUAAUGGUUCAUUAUCCAGUCUGAGUGAAAUAAUGUUCCAUUAUUCUGACUGAUUUAUAUAAUAUUUCAUGAUUCUGUCUGAUUUAUAUAAUGCUUCUUUAUUCUGUCUGAUUUACACAAUGUUUUACUAUUUUGUCUGAUUUAUAUAAUGCUUCAUUGUUCUGUCUGAUUUACACAAUGUUUCACUUUUCUGUCUGAUUUAUAUACUGCUUCAUUGUUCUGUCUGAUUUACACAAUGUUUCACUAUUCUGUCUGAUUUAUAUACUCCUUCAUUGUUCUGUCUGAUUUACACAAUGUUUCACUAUUCUGUCCGAUUCAUAUAAUGUUUCAUAAUUCAUUCUCAGCGCUUGUAUCUUACAUAUAGUGCAUGCGUCCUUACUCUCAAAAAAUUUGUAUGACCGAAUUUUGCAAUCCUUCAGAACGAUUCACCUUCUACAUGACUACACUGUACAAUAACAUGGGAUAAAUAUGUACGCCUUGCAACUUGUGGCUGUUGAACCGUGAACACGUGUAUAGAUAAGGCGAGCUGUUUAGGACGAUCGAAUUUCGCAAGUCAUGGUGUGGGAACCACUCCUGUAGAUGUACAGAUGUAUCCUGUAUGUAGUAUUGGGGCUUUACAUCGUGUUCAGUAAACAAUAUAAGCAUAAGAAAU